UCCAGCAAAUUCUCUCGCAACAAUUGUGUUCAAGCAGUCGUUGCAGAUAGACGUUACUCUACCGAUCGUAUGAUUUUUUUUGUUACGGGUGAUUUUCCUUUCAACUUCCAACAGUUUCGCAGUUAUUUUCGGCCUGUUUAUCACCGUUAUCGUGACUACAAGAGCGGGUAUUUUGUUCAAUUUUUGAACCAUUGAGUGAAACUAGACGGUUUACUUCGGGGAAAAGGUGAGCCUUUGAGUGUUUGGUCUAAUCCGAGUUUUCGAAUUCGGUGCAAGUGAAUAGAAUUUGAUUAAUUUAAUGGUGGUUACUGGAAGCAGUCAAGGAAUAUUUCUUGCGUAGUGAAUUUCUAUGUACAAAGCGAACGGGCUUUUUGGUAUCAAAAUAUUCGGCGUUUGACCAUUUUUAUUGCUGGCCAAUCAGUGGUGAAUCCUAAAUUGUUUUUCUCAUCAAGCGACAGCAUUCGAGCGGAUAAAGUGGAUUACCGAAAGAGAAAUUUUGUUCGUGAAGAAACAACAAAAAGUGGAAACGUAAUCAAAAAAGAGGUGCUGAUUUAGCUUUGUGAAGGUCUUUCGAGUGAAUUUCUGUGGAGUGUUCAAGAAUUUACUACUGUUGCUGCUGCUGGUUGGCUAGAUCUGGAUUGCGAGAGCGAGAGAACCUCCAUCAACCAGCGGAGAAAUUGCUAAGCUGUCAAAAUGAAUAAAUCCUGUGCCCGGUGCCAGAAGGUGGUUUAUCCCAUCGAGGAGCUUAAGUGCUUGGAUAAGACGUGGCACAAAACAUGCUUCAAAUGUCACGAGUGCGGCAUGACAUUGAACAUGAAGACAUACAAAGGUUUCAACAAACUUCCGUACUGCGAAGCACACAUUCCAAAAGCCAAAGCUACCACAAUUGCAGAAACUCCGGAACUAAAGAGGAUAGCAGAAAAUACUAAAAUUCAGUCCAACGUCAAAUAUCAUGCAGACUUUGAAAAACAGAAAGGGAAGGUUACACAGGUCGCUGACGAUCCCGAAACACUGCGAAUCAAGCAAAACACGAAAAACAUCUCCAACGUUGCCUACCACGGUGACUUACAGAAGAAAGCUGCCAUGGAAAGACAAAGAGAAUGUACAGAAAUUAUCGAUAGUAAAGACAACAACGAGCUGGAAUCGGAAUACUUUUCCGAGCAAUUGGCCGCCGAAUCACUGCCCCAUUACCAACCACCUCCUCCACCGCCGGUUGUGGCACCAGCAUCACAUUCACUGUCACAAACCGGCAUGACCGGAUCAUCGUCUUCGUUGUCCUCUGUGGGUCAUAGCGCAACAGCCUCCGCCAAUCCGACUGCUGCUGUUUCCCAGCAAGCACAAAUCACACCGACCUCGACGCUUACCAAGCACAAUCUGAGCAAUCUAAAUCAGAGCCAGAACAACUACCAAUCAUCACAAGCGUACCAAGCGAACAAUAAUUACAGCAAAGUGGCAUACGGUGGCGUUUCGACACCGGCACAGGCUUACCAACAGGCUCCUCCCCAGCAGCAGCCGAACCAUUACCAUCACAAUAGUAAUAGCAGCAGCAAUAGUAGCACACAUACCAACGAUGUGGUACGUCAAACCGUGUUGCAAAGCUCCCAAGCUCCCUCGGGAGUUAUGGGAAAUAAUCAAAAAUACUACGACCAGUACGAUAACUACGCUAGACCAAAUCCGAACGCCACCAUGGUGAACAAUAACAAUAACUACAACAGUCACUAUCACCACAGUCAGCAGGCGGGUGUUGGCGGGGGUGGCGGUGGCGGCAAUGAACGAAGCAAUGGUGCUACUCAUAAUUAUCACCACAUGCAGCAGCAACAACAACACCAGCAACAUCAUCACACACAACACCACCAGCAAGGUGAUGGUGGCUAUACUCAUUCCCAGCAACCACAACAACAACAACAUCAACGCUACAAUGGACAUCAGCAACAGUACGCACAACAGCAGCAACAACAACAGCAAUAUCAGUACAAUAACGGUAAUGUUGUGAACAAUGGCGGCAACAUUGGAAAGAUUGCCGAUUACGAUCCCUUGACCGACGGUCCGAGGAACAUUCCGCAACCGAACCGGCAGAGUGCGACACUGAUCUUCAGCUCCGGAAACUUGAACGCAAACAACAAUCGACGAAUCGGUUCCGUUAACGAUAUCGAUCCGGUGAAUGGCUAUUACGGCUCAGUUGCGACGGAAACACAACAACAGCAACAGCACAAUGCCAUCUACCACCAGCAGCAAGCUGCUCUCCAGCAUCACCAACAGCAACAACAACAAUUGUACCAACAGCAACAACAACAACAGCUGCAACAAAACAAUAUAAGACAAUCGCAACUUCAGCAGCAGCAACAACAACAACAACCGCAGUCUCAAUACAUUCAACCGCCUCAGCAAUUUGGUGCUCCAACGUCAACGCCGAUUUCCAAACCGAUGGGAAAAGUGCGCGUGUACAGAGCCCUGUACGACUACGAAGCGCAGGACAGCGACGAGGUUGGUUUCACAGAGGGUGAUCUGAUCAUCGAGGUGAACUCUAUCGAUUCCGGCUGGAUGACGGGACGAGUUGAGCGAACAGGCAUCACCGGUAUGCUGCCGGCGAAUUACGUCGAACUGGUGAAGAUCUAAGCUCGCCUUGUGCGAUGUGUUUGACGCACAGGACCGAGCUAUGGGUUCCACCGACCAACACGAUCGAGGGCAAGCUGGAUCCAGUUUGAAUGUGAGCGCAAAUUUGUGAAAAAAGAAAUCGCGAGGAAAUAUUACCAUUCUUAUAGUUUUCUCGUUUAGUGUAAAAAGAGAAUGAUCUAAUUUAAAAUGCUAUACAACUACUUUACGAUACGAUAGUGGGGAAAAUUGCGAGCAGCAUAUGUUUUUAAUUUUAUUUUCUUGUUAUUAUUUUGAUAUUCGCGUUAUUCUCUUGGUCAUUCAGAUAGAGUCAUUCAGCAAAAGGUGCUGAGCUAACUUUAGUGAAUAAUGUGGCAGUCUAUUUUUGUUGUUGAAAUAAAUAAAUAAAAAAACUAAUUUUUCAGCAUUUACUGAAACUGUAAACAUUCGCAGCCUAUAAUUGUAUUCUUACAACCAAUAAAUAAGAAUCGAAUCGCAUAGCACUAGAACAUCUGAUACAUACUAUAACAUUCGACUGGUGUAACCUACAGGAGACUAAGUAGAAUCGUGCCUUUGUUCAAUAAUGUAACCCCUUUUGGAUGCAAUUUUUCAUAGUAUCAUAUACAAUGUCUUUUACACGCGAGAGGUCGUAAUCAAAAUUACUCAUCUAAUAUAGUGAAUGAGCUUCCGUUUGUUGUAUACAGAUUCUGUGAUAGAUGAAUGUGUAUUCGAGAAAAUAUUUCGGCCUAUUUUCUUCUGUUCAAAAUUUACCAACACACCCAUAAACAAAUAAAUAAUCAAUCCAACUAAAAACAGUUACAAUUUUGGUAUUUUAAAUCAACAAUGUGUCGUCAUAUUUCAGCGAGAUGUUUCGACAACAAUUUACCCUAGUAACCGAAAAAUACCGAAAUAAAACGUAUUAGUGAUAGACUCCACAAUAUGGCAACACGCAAGUUUACUACGUACAUUUACACAUGAAUAUAUUUUACCCCUUUUCAAGCAAAUUAAUUUAUAACAUGAACCCAAGUCAAUAAGCAACACAUAUACAAGUGCUACUGUUAGGUAAUAAAAAAAUGAAAUGUUAUAACGCUAGAACUAGAGAUGGAGAGAAAAACAAAGAGCGAAAAUCAAAUUUUAAAUGUCAA
Topomyia yanbarensis is the source of this 3737-nucleotide messenger RNA. Its product is annotated as LIM and SH3 domain protein Lasp. The coding region runs from base 694 to 2616 and encodes 640 amino acids. Lineage: Eukaryota; Metazoa; Arthropoda; Insecta; Diptera; Culicidae. The record is from RefSeq and is a predicted model, not a curated record. Gene Ontology annotation, cellular component: focal adhesion. Gene Ontology annotation, molecular function: actin filament binding. The transcript is spliced from 7 exons.